AAACAAACAUAAUUUUGAAGAACUUCAUCCUCAACUCAACAGCCACAACAAAUGUAAAGAAAGCGAGAUAGAAAGAAGAAGAAGAAGAAGAUGAUGAGCUCUGCUUCACAGUUCUUGCACCUCACAAACAACAAACCUCCGUCACCACCAACUCCUCCCUCUAAACCAAACCUCACUUCUCACACUCUGUCCCAAAGAACCCACAUUCCUUCUCAUGUCUACAAGCACCCUUCAGCUCUCCUCCUCGAGCUCUGCACUUCCAUGAAAGAGCUCCACCAAAUCCUCCCUCUCAUCAUCAAAAACGGCCUCUACAACGAGCACUUGUUCCAAACCAAGCUCCUCAGCUUGUUCUGCAAAUACGGCAGUGUCAACGAAGCUGCUCGUGUUUUCGAGCCCAUUGAGGAUAAACUCGACGUGCUUUAUCACACUAUGCUUAAAGGGUAUGCUAAGAACUCCUCGUUACACAACGCCAUGUCUUUUUUUGUUCGAAUGAAGUGUGAUGAUGUUAAGCCUGUUGUUUAUAACUUUACUUAUUUGUUGAAAGUUUGUGGUGAUAAUGCGGACCUUAGGAGGGGUAAAGAGAUUCAUGGGCAGGUGAUAAGUAAUGGGUUUUCGUCGAAUGUGUUUGCAAUGACUGGGGUUGUGAAUUUGUAUGCGAAGUGUAGACAGAUUGAUGAUGCGUAUAAGAUGUUUGAUAGAAUGCCCGAAAGAGACCUGGUGUGUUGGAAUACGAUAAUUGCUGGAUUCGCGCAAAAUGGGUUGGCGAGAGUGGCGUUAGAUUUGGUUUUGAGGAUGCAGGAGGAAGGGCAGAAGCCUGAUUCAAUCACGGUGGUGACUGUCUUGCCUGCCGCUGCAAAUAUUGGGUCUUGGAGGAUUGGGAAGUUGAUUCAUGGGUAUGCUAUAAGAGCUGGGUUUGAGUUGCUUGUAAAUAUUUCUACUGCUUUAGUAGACAUGUAUUCGAAAUGUGGGUCGGUGGGGACUGCUCGGUUGAUCUUCGAUAGGAUGAAACAAAGGACUGUUGUUUCAUGGAAUUCCAUGAUUCAUGGGUACGUACAAAGUGGAGAUCCUGAGGAAGCAAUGUCAAUUUUCCAGAAGAUGUUAGAUGAAGGGGUUGAACCGACCAAUGUUACUGUUAUGGAAGCUUUACAUGCGUGUGCUGAUUUGGGUGAUCUUGAGCGGGGAAAAUUUGUUCAUAAAUUAGUGGAUGAAUUGAAACUUGGAUAUGAUGUUUCUGUAAAGAACUCUUUGAUAUCCAUGUAUUCCAAAUGUAAGAGAGUUGAUCUUGCUGCUAAAGUAUUUGAAGGCUUGCAGGGCAAAACCAUUGUCUCAUGGAAUGCCAUGAUAUUAGGUUAUGCUCAAAAUGGGCGAGUAAAUGAGGCUUUAAAUCACUUUUGUGAGAUGCAAUCCCAAAAUAUAAAACCAGAUUCAUUUACAUUGGUGAGUGUGAUUCCUGCUCUUGCAGAGUUGUCAGUUACGCGUCAAGCAAAGUGGAUGCAUGGACUUGUUAUAAGAAAUUGUUUGGACAAAAAUGUCUUUGUGAUGACUGCUCUUGUUGACAUGUAUGCUAAAUGUGGAGCUAUUCACACUGCAAGAAAGCUCUUUGACACGAUGGAGGAGCGGCAUGUGACAACUUGGAAUGCUAUGAUAGAUGGAUAUGGGACUCAUGGCCUUGGAAAAGAUGCUGUCGAAUUGUUUAAUGAUAUGCAAAAGGGAACCAUCAAGCCAAAUGACAUAACUUUUCUGUGUGUUAUCUCUGCUUGCAGCCACUCAGGUUUAGUGCAAGAGGGUCUCCGCAUCUUUUCCAGCAUGAAGGAAGAUUAUGGUUUAGAGCCUGCCAUGGAUCACUAUGGAGCUAUGGUUGACCUUCUUGGUCGAGCUGGACAGCUCAAUAAAGCUUGGGAUUUCAUUCAAGAUAUGCCUGUUGAGCCUGGGAUUACAGUAUUUGGUGCCAUGUUGGGUGCUUGCAAAAUUCAUAAAAAUGUUGAACUGGGUGAGAAGGCAGCAAAAAAACUGUUUGAGUUAAACCCAGAUGAAGGUGGGUACCAUGUACUGCUCUCGAAUAUAUAUGCCACAGCUUCAAUGUGGGACAAAAUGGCCAAAGUGAGAACCAUGAUGGAGAAGACUGGGCUUCAAAAGACUCCUGGCUGCAGCCUAGUGGAAUUGAAAAAUGAGGUUCACAGUUUCUAUUCUGGAAGCACGAUCCAUCCCCAAUCCAAAAGAAUAUAUGCUUUUCUUGAGACAUUGGGAGAAGAUAUUAAGGCUGCCGGUUAUGUGCCUGAUACUAAUUCAAUUCAUGAUGUGGAGGAUGAUGUUAAGAAGCAGUUGCUCAAUAGCCAUAGUGAGAAGCUGGCUAUCGCGUUUGGACUGUUAAAUACCAGCCCGGGAACAACCAUACACAUCCGAAAAAACCUCCGAGUUUGUGGAGAUUGCCAUAACGCGACUAAGUAUAUCUCUCUUGUGACCAGACGGGAAAUCAUAGUGCGUGAUAUGCAUCGGUUCCACCAUUUCAAAAACGGAACUUGUUCUUGCGGAGAUUAUUGGUAAAGUCGUCAAGGGUUGAUUCUUGAGAGUUGAUGUACUAGCUACAAAUGAUGAUUUACUAGGAAUGGGGCCUCGGGGUACAGAUAAAAAGAGUUCCAUGGAUGAAUUUUGUUGUUUCCAUAUUGUUACACAUCAUGAUAUUAUUGACGAUCUUCCCCAAACAGUGCAAAUUAAUAUCUUAAUAAGAGAACAAACAGAAGGUCUGGAAGUUGAGCUGCCAUUUUUCUAACCAACAAACAUUAAAAAGAGUAAUCCCUGGUACUGAUUUGAAAUGGAUGGAGCAUGUUCUCUGAGUUACAGGCCAAAUUGGCUCUGGACAUGGAAAGCAGCAACUUAAAGUUGAGCAAAAUUGUCAACCAUGGGUGAAAGGUCACAAAACAAACCAACUGGCCAUUAAUUUGUGAAAGUAUAAAGUCACGAGUAUUAGUAUACGCUUAAUUUAUGAGCAAUGAACAACUUGAAUGCAGGAAUCAAAUAUAAAUCCAUACCCCUUUAACACCGUUAGGUUAGCAGUUCAUAGCUAACUUUAGAUCUGGCCACUGCCAGUGCAUACAUAUAUUACCAAUAUAAUUUGCCUCUUGAUCUAUUCAAUUAGGGAUGACAUGUCAACAUAUCCAUAUUACUAUAUUAUGCCCAACAAGUCUCAAGGCCAUCGGAAUGGUAGAUAGAUGUAGAACAGAAGCUUCCUGUCCUGUAUUAAAUUUAGGUUUGCGUAGUGCAUCCAAUGUCUUGUAGCAUAAAACUAAAUAUGUUGGACAUAUACAGUAGACUUACAAAACAUUGAUGAGAGUUCAUAAGCAAUAAUAUUUCCUCCCUCUAAAUACAUGUAUUUUUUCUUUUUUAUUGUUAAGUUACACAAAUACCCACUGAAUUUGAAACAUUAUCUCACCCUCCACCUCAUUUUUUUUAUGAAGGGAGGAAGUGCCAUGUGAGCUUAGAGCUCAUUGACUACAUAGAUGUAACCAACAUACUAUAGCCCAAUUCUUAUUAGACCAAAAUCAGUAACCAAAACCUACAACUCAAUCUGAAAAAAUGCAUUCAACUAAUUACAUAUAAAAAUUAUAAGGCAUUCUUGAAUCAAACCAGGUUCAAAUGCAAAUCAUGUUUACAUGGAUUAACACACAAGUGUUAGAGGAAGUCAAGUCACAUAUCCAGUCAUCCAUUAUCAACAUCAUCCAACCACCAUAAGUUUCGAAACAUUCUUACAACAUUCAUUAGAAGUAAAAAGUACAUAAUAUAAUUUUAUUCAUAAAUAUUCUGACUAUUUUAACUGUCAUUAUGGUUCACACAUUCCAUAAGAUAUCUAUAAUAAAGUAAUCACCAAAAGCAUUUUAUUCAAAGACAUUAUUAUGUAAAUUUCAGAAUUGACAGCAUGGAAGUCCACAUUUAAUUCUUGUGAAUGUUACAAUGUUUGAACAUUUAAGGGAUUGAAGAUUCUUCAAUUUCAUGUUGAGCUGGGCAUAAGUAAGAAGGCACUUUCACAAAAUAAAACACGCGGUGCUACACAUAUUUGCUGAGAAAACGGAGGGGAAGGAAUGAAAUUCACUACAGAUGCUCCCCUCCCCUGAUUUACCGAACCAAAACAGAAAAAAUUAACUAACCCCAACAACUUGGGCUAGCCACUGAGCCUAGUCACCAAGUAAGCAUGGACACAAUACGGGUAUGGGUACAAGAGCGACACGAGUAAUUUUUGAAAAAUUAUAACAUGACACGGUGAGUACGAGACCUCAAAUGAAGUGUCCAUGCUGCCUAGUAGUUACAACUCUUGGCUUUCUCCUAAAGUUCAAUAAAGCAUAUCUUCAGAUAGUUUUCGGGAAUUUUAAGAUCAUUCAGAAACAUCCAGUCAGACUAUUUUGAUUUUCAUAGUGUUUCAAACCCAAAACACACAAUAUAAGAAGAAAUUUCAACUAAAUGGCGUCAUGAAAUUAGUCCACUAAUACCUUGAUAACCACACACACAUACACAUACACAGAAAAAUCUAACACUUUCUAUUACACAAUGAAACCAAAAAAAAAAAAAAAAAAAA
Quercus lobata is the source of this 4567-nucleotide messenger RNA. It is a transcript of the gene CRR22, whose product is annotated as Pentatricopeptide repeat (PPR) superfamily protein. Bases 91 to 2544 code for a protein of 817 amino acids. The transcript is spliced from 3 exons. The record is from RefSeq and is a predicted model, not a curated record. Lineage: Eukaryota; Viridiplantae; Streptophyta; Magnoliopsida; Fagales; Fagaceae. Gene Ontology annotation, biological process: RNA modification. Gene Ontology annotation, molecular function: protein binding; RNA binding; zinc ion binding.